Rotaria sordida is the source of this 4164-nucleotide messenger RNA. The record is from the annotation of a GenBank genome assembly. NCBI's taxonomy places the organism in Eukaryota, Metazoa, Rotifera, Eurotatoria, Philodinida, Philodinidae.
AUGUUAUUUCAGAUCGAUACACUUCCACAAAUUAAUUCCAUCUUUAUAUUCGACUUCGAUAAAAACCAAGGCAAAGAACUUAUUUAUCAACAUUCGAAAUUCAUUGGUAUUUAUACUGAGUUAGAUGAUUUGUACUCAUCAAUUGAGGAACAAAUUGACCUUGAUGAUGAACUAUUUCAAACAUUUAGUUUCUUUGACCAAUCUGAAUAUUUAACACACGAUUUAUCGAAACAAACUUCUGAUUUAUUAUGGUAUCAAUUUUUCAAUAAUAUUAUUUUGCAAUCAUCAUCUGAUCAAUUAGCAAAGAAUGAAAUGAUCGAUUUCUGUCGUCAAUAUUAUCAAAAUAAUUUAAAAUAUUUAAAAUUAAUUCAUGACUUUGAACGUGAAUAUAGUUCAAAUAAAGUCAUUCAAUGGUAUUUGAAUAAAUCAUUACCUUAUAAAAUGAUUAAAAGAGCAUUACAAAUAAAAGACAUGGAUCAACAGUAUGCAUUAAGAUAUUUUAUGUGUGAUCUUGUACAAAGUUUUACAGAUCAACAUCAAAAUAAAAUUCCAUAUGAUAAUGAAAAUCUUACUGUUUAUCGAGGAAUGAAAUUAUGGAAUGAUCAAUUGAAAGAAUUCAAAAAAAACGAACGAAAACUUCUUUUAAGCCAUGGAUUCUUGACAGCAACUCGACAUCGUUCCGAUGCACUGAAUUUUGCUGGCAAAUCAAUAAGACAAACGAAUCUUAUUUCUGUAGUUUUCGAAAUUGACUUAAAUUCACAAGAUUUUAACAAAUUUGUUAUCUUUACAGAUAUAGACAAAUGUAAUAAGUAUUCAAAGCAAGAUGAUAUUCUCUUUAGUUUAGAUACCAUCUUUCAUUUGGACAAUAUUGAAUUUUAUGAAAACUUUUGGAUGAUUAAAAUGCAUCCUACAAAUGAAGGAAAAGCUAUUCUAAAAAAAUAUAUUGAAGAUACACAUCGUCAAAUCGAAGACUUAAGUAUGGAGAUUCUUUUCGGACGUCUCAUGUUAGAUAUGGGUCAAUGGAAUCAAUCACAAACUUAUUUUGAACGUUUAUUAAUCGAUUCGAAUAGUACAGAUCAAGCUUGGAUAGAAUAUAGUCUUGGUGAAAUUCAUCAUUUGAAAUCAGAAUGGAAUAUGGCACGUAAAUAUUAUGAUCGUGCUUACUAUCGAAUGAUAGAUCCAAAACAAAGGCGUAUUAAAGAUUCAGCUCUAGUACUUUCCGACAUAGGAGAGACUCUCUGUGAACAAGGAAAAUUCGAAGAGGCCAUGAAUUAUCAUCAACAAGCAUUAACAAUUCGAAAGGAAUAUUAUUCUUCGCAUCACAUACAUAUUGCUACUAGCCUUCGUAAUAUUGGUGAUAUCUUCUUUAUUCAAAACAAAAACGACGAAGCAUUAUCAUACUUUCAACAAGCACUAGUAAUUUUAGAGAAAUAUUAUAAGUAUCCUCAUAUCGAUAUGGGUAAGUGUCUCAUCGGUAUUGGACUGUGUUUUCGUGAGAAAUAUAAUCACGAAAAAGCUCUUGAAUAUCAUCGACAAGCAAUAGAAAUCUACGAAAAAUAUUAUCCUCUAGGCCAUGUAUACAUUGCUGUGAUACUCAAUAACAUCGCAGAUCUUCUAUAUCGGCAAGAGAAAUAUAAUGAGGCUAUUGAUAUUCAUCAACGAGCAUUAAAAAUACAAAAGAAAUGUUAUUCAUUUGAUCACAUUCUUCUCGCUAGUUACCUUUGUAUGAUUGCUCUUAUUAACCAUGGAUUAAAAAAUUAUGCUUCUGCUUUGGAACUUUUUCAACAAUCAUUGACAAUACAACAAUCAUACUACACAUCUAGUCAUGUAAAACUUAUAUGUAACUUGAAUAAUAUUGGUGAUGCUUUUCAUAGAUUAGGAAUGUUUGAUGAUGCUAUGAACUUUCAUCAGCAGGCAUUUGCGAUGCUAGAGAAAUAUUAUCCAUCUUUUCAAGCCAGCAUAGCAUUCACAUUCAAUCGGAUCGGAGAUGUUCUAUGCAGUCAAACGAAAUACGACGAAGCUAUAUGUUAUCACAAACAAGCAUUGAUGGUGCAAAAGAACGACUAUCCAUCUGGUCAUGCCAAUAUAGCUUUUACACUUAAGAACAUAGGCUAUGCAUUAUCCCGACAAGAACAAUUUGAUGAAGCUCUAGAUCACUAUCAGGAAGCACUUUCAAUACUUGAAAAACACUGUCCAUAUGAUCUCGGUUUCAUUUCUUCUAGUUUGAAUGUCAUCGGUAUUAUUCUAAUUAGUCAAGAAAAGUUCGAUGAAGCCAUGGAUUAUUUUCAGAGAGCAUUGGAAAAUCAAAAGUGCUAUUAUGGCUGUGACCAUCUCAAUCUUGCUGAUACCCUUACCUAUAUUAGUACUGUACUUUGUCGUCAGAAAAAAUAUGAUGAGUCCGUGAUAACUUGUAAGAAAGCAUUAGAAAUUCAAGAGAAAUAUUAUCCUUCAGGACAUGCCACCAUUGCCAUAACGCUGAAUCAAAUCGGCUGGUUACUGCAGAGUGAAAAGAAGUAUGAUGAAGCGCUUAGAUUUUAUGAACAAGCACAAUCAUUACUUAUAAACAUUGGAAACAGUUAUCCUUCGGAUCAAUGGCUAAUGGCUGACACUUUAAGAAAUAUCGGUUAUGUUCUAUAUUUACAAGAUAAAAAUGAAGAGGCUGUUGUAUAUCAACAACGUGCAUUAUCGAUCAAAGAAAAAAUUCUAUCCCAAGAUCACACUGAAAUUAUGAGUAUCUGCAUAGAGAUAAGUCGUAGUUUGCGUUGUCAAGCUAAAUAUACUGAUGCAUGUGAGUUUCAACAACGAGCUCUAACAAUUCAAGAGAAAAUUAAUCCAUUAAAUUACUCGAGCAUAGUUGAUAGAUUGAACGAUAUUGCUAAUAUUUUCGGCGAUCAAGGAAAAUACGAUGAAGCACUAUUAUAUCAACAGCGUGCGUUAGGAAUACGAGAAGAACAUUAUUCGUCAGAUCAUAAAAACAUUGCGAAUGACCUUAUAAGCAUUGGAUAUCUUCGAAUGCAGUUAAAACAGUAUGAUGAAGCUAUUGAAGUCUAUCAACGAGCACUUUCCAUUAGAGACGAAUUUUGUUCAUCUGAUCAAGCUGCCAUCGCUAAUAAUCUACAACGCAUUGGUUAUGUUCUCGAAAAACAAACAAAGUACGAUGAUGCCCUCGAAUUGAGGCAAAAAGCAUUAAAAAUCUACGAGACGUUAUAUCUAGAUGGUUAUGCUAGUACAGGUAUAUGUCUUAAUUCUAUCGGAAACAUUUUCCGCCAACAAAAAAAAUACGAUAAAGCGUUUGAAUUUCAACAACAAGCGUUGGCAAUUCUAGAACAUUGCAAUCCAUGCAAGCAUUCGGAUAUUGGUAGGACUCUCAAUGAUAUGGGUACUACGAUGUUUUCACAAGCUAGAUACAAUGAAGCUUUUGACUUCUAUCAAAAAGCUAUUAUACACUACGAAAAAGAUCAUCCUACUAGAUACGAGAGCAUGGCCAUUACAUUGAGCAAUAUUAGUGCGAUUUUCAAGAUUCGAGGAAACUACACUGAAGCUCUAAGUAUGCAACAGCGAGCAUUAAAAAUUCGGCAGGAAAAUAGUCCAUUUGCAUACUCUGUCAUUGCUAAAAAUCUCCAAGACAUGGGUGCUAUAGCUAAUCAGCAAAGGAAUUAUGACGAUGCUAUAAGUUUUUACCAUCAAGCACUAUCUAUACUCGAAGAAAAUUGUUCAAUGGACCAUGUUGAAAUAGCUAGGUGUCUAUACAUGAUGGGAAUUAUUGCAAAUGCAAGGCAAGAUUUUAAUCGUGCCAUUCAAUAUUUUGAAAGGUGCCUAUGGAUUAGAGAAACGAGUUUACCUGUAAAUGAUCUUAAAAUUGCUGAUACUCUGAUACGUUUGAGUCAAGCUCAAAGAAAUCGACAUCAUCAUGAACAUUCUUUAUCAUAUGAAAUAAAUAGCUGCUUAAUGCGUAUGAAAUUUCAACCGCCAACUACAACUGAAAUUGGUCAAAGUUUUUCUCGUAUCGGUGAAAGUUACGAGCAUCUUAGUGAACUUAGAUUGGCUCUUUAUUACUACAAACAAGCAUUAGCUAUCUUUGAGAAUUGUCUACCUAGCUUGCAUCCAUAUCGACUGACCAUGAAACUCAAAAUAAACCGACUCUCAAAAGGAAUAACAACAUAA